AUGGACUUUUGCAUCUUUCUCAAUGGCUUUCCCUUGCCAUUUGUUGAACUUUUGGAGAAGUCCAAUCCUCUUGUGGGCAGCCACAACAGAGGGGUUCAUCCUUGGAGCCUCAUACUCCUCAAAGUAAUAGCACUCAGGCUCACCCAAAUCCGCACUUCCUCGAGCUUGUCCUCAGCUCGAUCCUCAGCUCGAUCGAGCUCGAUCUCUUCUCUUGCAAAUCCGCUUCAUGCCCAACUAAGUGUACACAGGGGGUCUGAAGUCAAUGUUCUCACCCCUGACCUGUGGUUGGUCUUGCAAAACUUGAUGUCCAUCCAACCUGGUGGAGUGGACCUUCUCUUGUCAGUUGGGUUCACUCCAGCUGCACAAGAUGGUGUGAUGACCCCUCCAACACUUAAGCUCUUCCUCGUUGAUGCCUAG
Microthlaspi erraticum is the source of this 417-nucleotide messenger RNA. The record is from the annotation of a GenBank genome assembly. Lineage: Eukaryota; Viridiplantae; Streptophyta; Magnoliopsida; Brassicales; Brassicaceae.